AUGACGGCAGAGAAUUCAGCAUUGGCUUUGGAAAAUGAAAAUCAAAGGGAGCAGUAUGAGAGAUGUCUUGACGAGGUAGCCAACCAAGUUGUUCAAGCUCUGCUCACUCAAAAGGAUCUAAGGGAGGAAUGUGUAAAGUUGAAAACAAGAGUGUUUGAUUUGGAACAACAGAAUCGAACGCUAAGCAUCCUAUUUCAACAGCAAGUCAGACCAACUUCUGAUCUGCUCCUCCAGAAACUUCACUCACGCAUCUUAGAUCUUUCAUCUGGAGAUUUGCUUUCAGAAGCAGGAAGAAGCCCAGGUCUGACGCAGUCACGAAGUGAUGCUGAGCUGCACGAAUGCCAACUGAAUGCAAAAUUAGGAACCCCUGCCUUGAAAUGCCCUGGCUUGGGGGUUGUCGUCCCUGGUCAUCUCUGUCCUCAAAAUAGUGGCAGCAGCAGCAGCGAACUGUCUCUUUCAAGCACCUGCAGCGAAUAUUCCAGUGGCUCCUCAUACACGUGGCAUGACAGGAAGAACCUCAGGAAAAGGCAAUCGUCACAAAACUGGGAUAAAAGGCUAAGUAUUGAUUCUUUGCUCCCAAGUGGUUUUGCUAGCCCUACAGAUGAACUACCUCCAACUCGUAUCAAGGAAAGCCACAUUUUGGAAGGGCUAAAAAAGCUACAGAAGCGAAAAGUAUUACUUGAGCCCCCGUCAGUGAUAACCAAAUGGGGUUAUAAAGAUUGCAUGAAUUCAAAUGAAGGAAUAUAUUCUCCAGGGAUUAAGAGUAGCAGCCUCAAGGAACAUACCCCCUGCAAACCAAGGGACAUGGGGAGCUCCUACAAGGAGCCUCACAAGGCAUUUGUUUAUGAUACAGAUUCCCAUGAUGAUGCUGAUGGUGACUCUUCUUCCUCAGCAUUGCUCCAAGUAGUUCCAAACCAGGGUUGCAGGCUGCAUGGUAGCAAAUUAACCCACAGUGUUUCUGACAGUCUGUUUGGUUGGGAGCCAAAUGAAAAACACUUUUUGGAAGGCAGAUCUUCAGUUUAUCCCAGGGAAAGGUCUAAAAAGCUGACCAGUUGUGCCAGCAACUGUCCCUUGGAGAGGAAGCUGUGCCCAAGUGUACAAGUGCAUCAGGUACUGAGGGAGACGGACCCGCACAGCCAAGGCCACAGCCACAUGGCUCUCAACCUUUCAGACACCGAUGACAAUGAAACUCUUGAUGAGUUACACAUAGACAGUAGUGAUGAGAAAAGCCCUUCAGACUUGUCACUCACUGCUGACACCGAUAAGUCCAUGGAGAACCUGGACAUCCUCAUGGGCUUUGGAAAGUCUCAACUUGGGUCUGCUGAUGAGGAGGAAAAGUCAGUGCCCAUCCACUUAGAGACUAGGCCAAAGACAUUUAGUUUCAUUAAACAGCAAAGGGUUCUGAAGAGGACUUCUUCAGAAGAAUGUAUUACAGUCAUAUUUGAUGCAGAAGAUGGCCAGCCCAUUGAAUUCAGCUCUCACCAGACUGGAGUUGUCACUGUUACCAGAAAUGAAAUUUCCAUCAAUUCGGCCUCUACUGGACCCAAGGCAGAACACACUGAACUUUUACCUCAGGGAAUUGCUGGCUUCCAGCCAGGAGCUGCUGCAAGAGAGUAUACUUUCUUAAAGAGAUCUGAGGAGGAAACUGAGAAAAACAUUCCAAAAGAUAACAUAGAUAAUGUUCCCAUAGCGCCCACCGAACCUUUCAGCCCCAGGAUGGUAGCACAAAAUGCUCAGCGACAAAAGCUGGCCAGACCGACACACGGUAUGUCAUGCCAGAGUAAUUCUAGGUCUUCGGCAUCCAUGGGUAUCUAUCAAAAGCAAAGUCUGACAAAAACACCUGCCAGGGGCAAGUCCUCACCUCAGAAAGCAAAAAUAAUGGAGCCUGAUGCUUCCACACGAGUCCCCUCCUCUGGCCGGGUGACUCAUGAAAAAUCACCAGCCUUAGCUCCUGGGAAACUCUCACGGUUCAUGAAGAAUGAGAGCCCAGGGCCGCUCUUUCACUUACAGCCAGAUUCACACAUUCCAAAACACCCCGCCCAACUUCCUCAUGGCUCCAAAAUGUCCAGCAGGAGGGAUUGGGUCCAUUGCUCCCAGAGUCAGACACCAGGGUCACGGUCAAGGCCCCUCACUGGACCUAGUGACAAUGGAGAACCCCCCACGAGAGAGAAACACUGUGAGUCUGGGCCAGAGGCAGGGGCGCAAUCCCCCUCUCCCCCACCCCCUCCGGGCAGGUCAGUGUCCCUCCUGAUCAGGCCCCAUUAUGACUCUUCACCAACACCUUCAUCUGCCAAGCCCGAAACCAGGGUCCCCAGUGAAACGGCAAGGACAGUAGUCAAAUCCCCUCUGUCGAAAGGAGCCUCUGCUCCUGUUGUAUCUUCUCAUCAGGCCAUGACAGAAGCGCCAAGGAAGAAACCAUCCUCGGCCUUCAAGAAGCCUAUCUUCACUCACCCUCUGCCCUCCACAGAAACAGUGACUCAAACCAGAUGCCCUGCUCAUGCUCCCUCUGGCUCAUUUACUGUGAUGGCUCUGGGGCCACCAAAGGUCUCUCCAAAGAGGGCUGUUCCCAGAACCUCUCCUCACCAAGCACUUGGGACCACACAAGCAGACACAGGGUUACGGACUCCCAAGAAUUGUCCCUCAACCCAUGAACCACUGGAAAUAUUGUCCUCCAAAAGUGUAUCUCCAGGAAGGAAAGGACCGUUAAAAGAUGGUGUCCUCACAUUCCCCAAGCCUUCCUUCUUAGGGGUAAAUGAGUCACCGUCAUCUCAGGUUAACAGUCCCUCAUUAACGUCGUCAUCCUCCAAAAGCCAUAGCACCCCACAAGGUUGUCAAAACACUCAUGAGAAAGGACUGAAAACUCGCCUCCCGGUGGGACUCAAAGUUCUCAUGAAGUCUCCCCAAUUGCUCAGGAAAAGUUCCACGGUGCCCGGGAAACAUGAAAAAGACAGUUUAAAUGAAGCCUCUAAAAGUUCUGUGGCUGCAGACAAGUCUAAGCCCGAAGACUCCAGGAAUCCAGCAAGACUUGAGACCACAGGGGGCGAAAGAAACGUGACCACACUGGGUUUACAAGCUCAGGACAGUUUAGCUGAAGGGCUUCCCCUGCAGGAAACAGCAGUGCCAGAGUCACUGGAAAAUAGCAUCCCUGGGGCUAAUGGAAGAGAAGGGAUAGAAACCAGACCAGUGAAAAGAUCCCUUUCCUCCAGCAAGCCACACCUAAAACCAGCUCUAGGCAUGAAUGGCGCCAAAGCCCGCAGCCAGAGCUUCAGCACUCACUCAGGGGACAAGCCCUCGACGCCCCCUAUGGAAGGGCCAAGCAAGGUCCGAACUCAGAUUAUUACCAACACUGCUGAGAGAGGCAAUUCUCUUACCCGGCAGAACUCCUCCACAGAAGGCUCUCCCAACAAGACCCCUGCCCCUUCUGUGUCUGAGAGUCUCCCCAGUGCUGGAAGACCCCUGGGGCACCUCUCCUCCAGGCAAGGCUCCCCAGGGAGCACAGGCAGCUCCAGCAGUCAGAAUGGGAGCCCCAGCAAGUUGCCUUUGAGGAUCCCUCCAAAGUCUGAAGAAUGCCUCACUCCCCCUGGAAUGGAAGACCAGCAGGCCUAUGCCCAGGGAGAAUGCCCCAGUGUGGCUGUACCUGCAGACCCAGGCAGCGACCACUGCAGGUGCCCACCCACCCCAACAGACUGCCCAGGGAAUAUGCAGUGUCCAAGCAGUUGUGAAACAAGCAGGACAUCCAGGCUAGAAAAUUCUGGAUGGCAUCCAGAUGCUUCUACAACUGGAACCGGUGCUGUGAGCCCAGAAACCCCCCUCUCACCCACAAUAGAAGAAAAGGUCAUGUUGUGCAUUCAGGAAAAUGUGGAAAAGGGCCAAGUGCAAACAAAGUCGACCUCUGUGGAAGCGAAGCAGAAGCCGGGGCCUUCUUUUGCCAGCUGGUUUGGUUUUCGGAAGAGUAGACUCCCAGCUCUCAGUAGCAGAAAAAUGGAUGUCUCCAAAACCAAAGUGGAAAAGAAAGAUGCAAAAGUCUUGGGGUUUGGAAACAAACAACUAAAAUCAGAGAGAAAAAAAGAGAAAAAGAAGCCGGAACUACAAUGUAAGAUAGAAAAUGAGCUUAACAGGGACACCAAGUCGGCAGAUAGUCCAGACAAUGGUUUACAAAGCAAAAAUCUGAAAACGCCGCAGGACAUUUACAACCAAAUGAAGUUUGAACCGAGAAAUAGACCCAGCGCUGUUACAUGCUCAGCAAAAGAUAGCUUUAUGAUGGAACUUCUGAACAGAGUUGAUAAGAAAGCAGCUCAACAGAUGGAAAGUGGAUCAAAUAAUGUUUCCUGCAGGAAUGUGUUAAAGGGCAGUUCCCAGGGCUCCUGUCUCACCGGCAGCUCUAUCAGCACUCAAGGAAACCACAAGAAAAACAUCAAAACUAAAGCUGAUAUGGAAAUACAGAAAGACUCCUUGAUAAAAGAGGCAAAUGAAAACUUGCAAGAGGAUGAAGAAGAUACAAUUGUAGAUUCCACAUUUCAGAGCCACAUCAUAG
This is a messenger RNA of Galeopterus variegatus (Sunda flying lemur), 4534 nucleotides long. It is a transcript of the gene NCKAP5, whose product is annotated as NCK-associated protein 5. NCBI's taxonomy places the organism in Eukaryota, Metazoa, Chordata, Mammalia, Dermoptera, Cynocephalidae. The record is from RefSeq and is a predicted model, not a curated record. Gene Ontology annotation, cellular component: microtubule plus-end. Gene Ontology annotation, biological process: microtubule depolymerization; microtubule bundle formation. The annotation marks the transcript as partial. The transcript is spliced from 10 exons.